CCCGAGCGGCGGCACUUCCGGGGCGGUGCCGGAAGCGGCGGCGGCUGUGGAGGGGCCGCCAUGGUGUGCGACAAGUGUGAGAAGAAGCUUGGAACAGUGAUCACCCCUGAUACAUGGAAAGAUGGUGCAAGAAACACUACAGAAAGCGGUGGUCGCAAAUUAAAUGAAAACAAGGCAUUGACCUCAAAGAAGGCAAGGUUUGAUCCUUAUGGAAAAAACAAGUUUGCAAUAUGUCGGAUUUGUAAGAGUUCAGUCCAUCAGCCAGGGUCCCACUAUUGUCAAGGAUGUGCCUAUAAAAAAGGCAUCUGCUCAAUGUGUGGCAAGAAGGUCUUGGAUACGAAGAACUACAAGCAAACGUCUGUCUAAUUGUACUGACUAAUCUUUUUAUGAACUUUAGCUUCUGUUGUCUUUGUACAGUAACUUUUCUCUAAAAUAAUUUGUGAAUAUUACUUCCUGGAAGAUAGUACAUUUACUUGGAAUGAGAUGUAAAGACAGCCUGCUUGCCUAAAAUGUACAUAUUAUUUGAUUAUUAUUGUUUUAGCACUAAUAUUAACCGGUAUUUAAAGGUAAUGGCUCUCAGCAACUGAUGCAGUUCAAAGGGAAGGAGAAGAUCCAAGUGUAGAGGUGGAAACUAUGUUACCCUCAGAAGACAGAUCUUUGAGAUGAAUACUUUUUUCUCCCUAGAAAAAGUCUUCUUAUCUCAUGGUAAUUUUUAGAUGUGUAAAAUAUGAACUUGUAUCACCUCAUUAAAGUAUCUUCAUUUAAUUGUA
This is a messenger RNA of Oenanthe melanoleuca, 770 nucleotides long. RefSeq names its product CXXC repeat containing interactor of PDZ3 domain (gene CRIPT). Lineage: Eukaryota; Metazoa; Chordata; Aves; Passeriformes; Muscicapidae. Gene Ontology annotation, cellular component: dendrite. Gene Ontology annotation, molecular function: microtubule binding; PDZ domain binding. The record is from RefSeq and is a predicted model, not a curated record. Bases 61 to 366 code for a protein of 101 amino acids. The transcript is spliced from 5 exons. Gene Ontology annotation, biological process: cytoplasmic microtubule organization.